CGUGGCGCUCUUAUCAUUCCUACCACCAUUAUGAUGAACUCCAGCAACUGCCUUAAUAACGACGUUAUUAUGUCUAUCAAACUCCAUCACGACUUGAGUGGACUUCUUUCGAAAAAAGAAAAGACAGAUUAUAUAUUGACAUCUGCAAGCGGGAAAAAGUUUCCAGCUCACAAAAUCAUUCUUGUUGCUCACAGUCCUAAUUUACGGAAUUUGAUAAAAGAUUCAGAGAGUGAUUCUCUAUUUAUUGAUAUUCAAGACCAUGAUAUGGACCUAUUGCUUCAAUUUCUAUACACUGGUACUAUCAAAGACAUAAUAAAACAAAAUUGCAUCAAUUUAUUGAAAAUUGCAGACAAAUUUCAACUCGAAAAUUUGUUUUUACUUACACAAUAUGCUAUCGGUGAACAAAUCAAUGUUGAAAAUGCUAUAAACAUUGCUGUUAUAGCUCGUAAGUAUAAUUUGAGCAAGCUUCAAUUAAAAGUAUUUUCUUUUAUAAAAGACAAUCCUAAGGUAAUGCAAACGGAAAGCUGGGAGAAAUUACAAGAUGUAGAACUUACAAAAAAGCUGCUGGAACACAUCUAUGCGAAAGAAUGACACAUGCCUGCUUCUCGUUGCAAAAUCAAUUAGAUUAUUGUACAACGGGUUUAAGUACCAAUUAUUGUGAUAAGUAAUAAGAGUUGUGUAAGUUUAAAAAAUUAAUCAUAAUAUUAUUUCCUAUCUGUAAAAUAAUUUAGGUCUAAUUUAUAAUUCUAUGUAGUAAAUAGUACUUUGUGUGGUUGUUUCGCCAGUUGGAGAAUAUUUUCCUUGGUUACUUUAAAAUGAAGUGUACUGUACAUAAAUAACCAAAUUUUCAGUAACCAAGGAAGUACCUAAAAUUAUUUUUUUAUUAAGAAUAUUUGAAAUAUAAUUUUAAGCUAUGAUAAACUGAUAACAUCUAUCCUAGAUAUUUUUUUUAAAUUCACGAUAAUAAUCUAUGACUCAUAUAUUUUGCCAUGCAUUUCUUACUCUUAAGUUUCUUCGGUACUUAUACGUAUUUUUAAAAUGUGUUGUGACUGGCUAGGAAGUCAUCGUUACAAGUAGGUAUUAAUAACAUUUCAAAAUUUUUUUGAGCAAAGCUCAUACCUCAAUAUUGGUGCAUUAAACUUUACCUAU
Ostrinia furnacalis (Asian corn borer) is the source of this 1149-nucleotide messenger RNA. Its product is annotated as protein maternal effect lethal 26-like. The record is from RefSeq and is a predicted model, not a curated record. Gene Ontology annotation, molecular function: protein binding. NCBI's taxonomy places the organism in Eukaryota, Metazoa, Arthropoda, Insecta, Lepidoptera, Crambidae. The transcript has a single exon. Bases 31 to 591 code for a protein of 186 amino acids.